CGUCGCGCAUGCGCAGCGGCCUAAGGGGAGGAGCGGCCUAGUGCUGCCGUGAGGCGCCGCUGAGGGAGUUCGGCGGAGAAGCCGCGGCAGUGCCAUCACCAUGAGCCUCGGCGGCGGCAGCUCGGACCGGAACGAGGAGUUCCACCAUCAGCUGCGGCUCCAGGAGCUCUACGGGAAGAAGAAGAAGAAGGAGGAGGAAGAGGAGGAAGAGGAAGAGGAGGAGGACGACGACGAUAGGGACCCCUUCACAUACACAGACCCGGCCGACGGGACCCAGUACGAGUGGGACCGCGAGAAGAGGGCCUGGUUCCCCAAGAUCACCGAAGACUUCCUGGCAACGUACCACGCGAACUACGGCUUUUCCUCUGAAAAUUCAGAAGACUCGUCUGCAUCUGCUGCAAAGACUGACUCUAAACUUGCUCCAAAGCCGAAGGCAAAGGAGAUCCAGCAGCCAAGAGACCCAAAAGCAUCACAGCCAACAGAUCCUAAACAAAAAGGAGAGAAAAGAAAACCUGACGCAGGCUGGUUUCACGUUGAAGAACAGAAAAACACAAAUGUAUAUGUAACAGGUUUACCGCCAGACAUUACAAAAGAUGAGUUUGUACAGGUCAUGUCGAAAUGCGGCAUCGUUAUGCGCGAUCCACAAACAGAGGAGCCUAAAAUUAAACUCUACAAAGACAGAGAAGGGAAUCUUAAAGGAGACGGGCUUUGCUGUUAUUUAAAGAGAGAAUCUGUUGAACUGGCAUUAAAGUUAUUGGAUGAAAAUGAAAUUAGAGGCUACAAAUUACAUGUGGAAGUUGCACAGUUUCAGCUGAAGGGGGAAUACGAUGCCACCAAGAAGAGGAAGAAAUGCAAAGACUACAAGAAGAAACUCUCUCAGCAACAGAAACUGCUGGAUUGGAGGCCAGAGAAGAAAGAGGGUUCCGUUCGAUUGCGGCACGAGCGGGUUAUCAUUAUCCGGAACAUGUUCCACCCAAAAGAUUUUGAGGAGGAUCCAUUAGUUCUAAAUGAAAUCAGAGAAGAUCUUCGGUCAGAAUGUGAAAAAUUUGGACAAGUAAAAAAAGUCAUUAUAUUUGAUAGACAUCCAGACGGUGUUGCGUCUGUUUCAUUUAAAGAGGCAGAGGAAGCCGAUGCCUGCAAACAGGCACUGAGCGGGCGCUGGUUUGGUGGACGUCAGCUCAGUGUGGAAACAUGGGAUGGCGUCACAGAUUAUCAGGUUGAAGAGACCGCAAGAGAACGGGAAGAGAGGCUGAAAGGGUGGGAAGCCUUUAUAGGUGAUCCUAGUACAGUAAUGCCAAAAACCGCAUCCGAUGCCGAUUCUUCGGAAACUGGCAAACAACUGCCUGAAGGAGUUCAGCCAUCUAAAGAUAACGGUGCCUCUGAGGGUGGCAUGAAAGAUGAACCGGUGGAGAAGGAAGAGAACACAGAAGGUGCCAAUGAAGACGUCACGGCAUCCACAGACAGCAGUGUUGCAAGCAGUGACGAAGAGGCAGAGACAUAAUAUUGCUAACUAACUCCUUUGUAAAAGCAUGUAUUUAGGAUAACCUCUAGAGUUCUGUUAUCCUGUGCUUUGGAACAACUACAGGCAGCAUCAGAACGAAUAUAUAUAUAUAUAUUUCUUUAGAUAUAUAUAUUCAAGUUGGCUGCUGUUUCAAGCUCUGUGUGUAUGUGUCAUAAGUUGUCACGAGCCCUGCUGAACUGACCAGCCGUCUUAAGUUGUAACUUUGCUUGGCAGUGUUCAAAAUCCAUCAGUGUAAGUGAAGUACAAACUUGGAGUUCCAUAAACUGCACACUGACCUUUAGAAAAUAGAAAGACGAAUGCUUCCUCUCCCCCAGCCCCAGUAUUUGAUCUCCCUCUUGUCCCAAUCUGCUUGUACUCUCCCUGUACGGUAUCAAGUGUUAUUCUCCUUGGACAAACCAAAUUGUACUUGGAUCAGCUGUUUUUUCCCUAAUAAUGGCCCUGUACAGAUGGGCCUUUUAGUACAUCCUGGCGACGGACUAGGGUUGCCUGGAGCAUCCUUAUUAGACGCUCCCUAACCCUAGUCUGUUGCCAGGAUGUCAAAAUGGUGGCGCCAUUUUGAUGUGAUGGCCGCAUCGCGUCCAACAGAGCUCCUUCCCGGAGGGAGGCUUGUUUCUGUGGCAACUAGAUUGCCGCAGGAAUGGCGCCGGGGGAAAGGGGCCCCAAGGACACCCCUUUUCGGGACCAGAGAGGAGUGGCAUUUUGCCCCUACUCCCUGGUCCCGAAAAUUGCCGUAUUGGGGCAUUUGGGCUGCCGCUGUGGCUGCCCUGGCCCCGAUCUGUGGCGCAAAGGGGAGACUGCAAUCCGCCCCAAAUUGAUCUGUAUCCUGCCAAUAAGUCUUUGAAAGCAAGAGAACAUUGACAAUACAAUCCUAUAUUGUCAAGUGUAGCAUAAGAGGUCUGCCUGUGGGGCUCCACUACAUCUCCUCUAUCACCACACAUGAGUCACCAAUAUGUUUUGGUGAGUUGCUCUCAUUCUUCCAUGGCCAUCUUGUUGUUAGCGGAGAGCAUGGGGUAUUGGAGAAAUAUCUGGCUGUAUUCCUGUAUCCAGUCACAAACCAAGGUUUCUUCUGCCAAGAUCUAUUGGGGUCCUCCAGAAAUCUCAGCAGAUGAUGGCAUGAGUCCACUUUGGCUACAAGGAUAUAGCCAGACAUUUCUCUGUCCCUUCCUCUCUAGCAAUGGAAUGGCAGUGGUUGGAGGCCAUUGCAACCCAGUAGGGAGCCCUGGUGGGGUUUGGAUGUUGCAGAAGUUGUGGAAGAAAAUACCAACCUCUACAAAGAUGGGGGGAAAGGCCUACACAACUAUGAGAUGGGUUUACACCUGUGUAUGUCACCAACAAGUUGCCAACCUGAAUGUGUUUGUUGAGGGCUGGGUGGAAAAUAAAACAAUGUCACACUGUAGUUAAAGAUGAGUGAGGUCUUCUGAAGGUGCCAACCAUAUAGCUAGAGUCCCCACCACCCCAUUUGUAAGUUUAUGCUGAGAGACACUUGGUGUGGAAUGGGGAAAAAAUUGUAAAGAUUAAUCUUUGUUUUUAAAUUUUUGUUUUGAUGGAUUUCUUUGGGAAACAUGCAGAGAGCUUGUGUGGUGAAAGUGUGAUCCCCCCCCCCUGCUGGUAUUUCUUGCAUUCAAAUGUAAUUAGGUUCACGAGUUUGUUAGGAAUGAAGUCUGUAUGGAAUCUGUUCUUUUAUACUUGGAUUGACUACAAGAGAUUGUAUGAAUAAAAUUGUUUUGAGAUCUAA
This is a messenger RNA of Sceloporus undulatus (fence lizard), 3257 nucleotides long. RefSeq names its product HIV-1 Tat specific factor 1 (gene HTATSF1). The coding region runs from base 101 to 1501 and encodes 466 amino acids. The record is from RefSeq and is a predicted model, not a curated record. The transcript has 9 exons. Gene Ontology annotation, molecular function: RNA binding. Lineage: Eukaryota; Metazoa; Chordata; Lepidosauria; Squamata; Phrynosomatidae. Gene Ontology annotation, cellular component: U2-type spliceosomal complex; U2 snRNP. Gene Ontology annotation, biological process: mRNA splicing, via spliceosome.